AUGGCUCCUUUAAAUGACCUGACCGAUCGCGAUGCCCUCGCUGCUCGGUCUAUCCCCUCGAUGAUUCUCAGCGACGGCAGCCCCGCUUCAAUGACCCCGCCCCCAACUUCACAAAUUGAGGCCGACCCGGCUGUCGGCGCCCAGAAGAGAUUCUCCGUUCGAGGCAAUGCUGUCAUUACUGGAGGUGCCGGAACGCUGGGCCUUCAAUCCUGCGAUGCUCUGCUCGAACAUGGGCUUCAGGGUUUGAUGAUCUUCGAUGUCAACCCUGCGAACAGUGAAAAAGAGAUCGCGAGGAUGCAGUCGAAGUUUCCCAACGCCAAGAUUUGUACUCAAAAGGUUGACGUCACUGCUGAAGAUGCAGUCCGUGAUGCGAUGGAAGAAACAGUUCGCCUACUUGGAUCGGUUGACACGCUCCUUUGCUUUGUCGGAGUGGUCGGCUGCGUGGAGACCCUUCAGAUGCCCGUUUCACAAUGGCGGAAGAUCCUCGAUAUUAAUACUACCGGCUCAUUUAUCUGUGCUCAGGCAGCAGCACGAGAGAUGGUCAAGCAAGGAACCGGAGGUUCAAUCACCUUUAUUGCAUCAAUAUCCGCCCAUCGCGUGAAUUAUCCGCAGCCGCAGGUAGCUUAUAAUGUCAGCAAAGCUGCUCUUCUGAUGCUGAAAAGCUCCCUUGCUGCAGAGUGGGCUCGUUAUGGAAUCCGAACCAAUAGUGUGAGCCCAGGCUACAUGGAUACAAUCCUGAAUGAAGGGGAUGGGCUAGAUGCGCACAGGCGGAUUUGGGCCGAGCGAAACCCGAGUGGACGCAUGGGAAGUCCUUCUGAGCUGACUGGGGCCAUUGUGCUUCUCGCGAGCACUGCAGGCACUUACAUGAACGGUUCGGACAUUCUUGUCGAUGGAGGCGCAACUGUAUUUUAA
This is a messenger RNA of Penicillium canariense, 912 nucleotides long. Its product is annotated as oxidoreductase, short chain dehydrogenase/reductase family. Gene Ontology annotation, molecular function: oxidoreductase activity, acting on NAD(P)H, oxygen as acceptor. Lineage: Eukaryota; Fungi; Ascomycota; Eurotiomycetes; Eurotiales; Aspergillaceae. Bases 1 to 912 code for a protein of 303 amino acids. The transcript has a single exon. Gene Ontology annotation, cellular component: intracellular anatomical structure. The record is from RefSeq and is a predicted model, not a curated record.